Molecule: messenger RNA, 2068 nt
Organism: Sabethes cyaneus
Lineage: Eukaryota; Metazoa; Arthropoda; Insecta; Diptera; Culicidae
Gene: Dmtn
Product: transmembrane and coiled-coil domains protein 1
Exons: 3
Coding region: 268-1899 (543 amino acids)
Cellular component (GO): endomembrane system
Source: RefSeq, a predicted model, not a curated record
AAAUGAUUGAGGAGCUUGAGGAGACAUAAAAUUUUCGCUAGGAUACGAAUUAGCAAUAUAGAAGCUCGAUGAUUGACCACGCAAAAAAACUAGCUUAGUACCGGAAUAAAUCAUUUUUACACAAAACUGCUCAAUGAUAGGUGCGUAAAAAUAAUUUAAAAUUAAAUAAUGCAAUGUUCCACUGGUUAGUAGAACAGCUCAUAACCAUCAAUAGAAUGUAGGUGCUCUGCUGCGUUUUCGAGCAAUUCCAAAAGAAGUACGAAGUUCAUGGAGUCAUUAAGAGUGACGUCCCACCCAUCAUCAAUAGAGAGCAAACAUUCAAGUCGGGAAACAUCUCCAAGUCGUAAGCGAGUAAAUGCUUCUGCUAAUUUAGUUACGCAGGCAGUCGUUAUGCAAACGGGUUACACUAUGUCUGAACGGGAGGGAUCAUUAUCUGUUACAGACAACGCCUCUGGCGCGGAGGAAGCAAAAGACAAUGAAGAAACUAUUAUCACAUCCAUUCAGGGGGAUGAGAAUGACGGCAAUCUCACUACAAUUUCCCAACUAAGUAAUGACUCGAAUGAUUCGAAACCGUUUUACAAGGGACACCAUAGGACGAGCAGCUCAUUAGCGUGCAAUCGUAUCACUACCAAGAUUGCUUGUACGAAAGAAUCAAUAAAGAAAGAACAAACAGCCAGGGAUGCUAAUGUUAACGAGUACUUAAAAUUAGCUGCCAGUGCUGAUAAGCAACAACUGCAGAGAAUUAAAGCAGUUUUUGAAAAGAAAAAUCAAAAGAGUGCCCAUAACAUUUUGCAGCUACAGAAAAAGCUUGAAUCGUAUAGCAAGAGAUACAAAGAUUUACAGCAUCAUCAAAAGCAGCAACAAAGUGUUCGCCAGCCAAGAGAAAUGCUGCGUGAUGUGGGCCAAGGUUUACGAAACGUCGGCGGCAAUAUACGAGACGGUGUUAGUGGACUAUCAGCAAGUGUAAUGUCGAAACCCAGAGAGUUUGCGCAUCUCAUCAAGAACAAAUUCGGCAGCGCCGACAACAUAAAUCAACUUUCAUCUACUUGGUACACCGAGCCCAACACUGGUGAUAUCAAUAGAACUUUACACCCAUCACACAUUGAUGAUGAGACAUCGCUUCGCUAUGAAAAUCUAAACAUCAGUAAGGGCGUUAAUCCUUCGGAUGACAUAGCGAUAUCUAGUCCAGGUAUAAUUGGAGAUAUCGAAGGAAAGUAUAGCGAACACGACAGCGAAUGCAGUAGUGUUACGAGUGAUAGCAUUCCACUAAGCUCUGGAAAACAUCGUAUGUUAAGGAGGAGUCAUUGUACAAGCUAUAAAGCGAACAAUGAAAUCCGGGAAGAGCACGAUCGAAUAAAAGGAAAAAUCGACAGAUUAGAGGGUUUACAUAAGGAUUUUACCGAACUGGCCAUAGCAUUAGAUACUGAACGGUAUCGUGCAGAGCGACUGGAGGAACAACUUAACGAUUUGACAGAGCUUCAUCAAAACGAAAUUGAAAACCUAAAACAGGCUAUCGCGGAUUUGGAGGAAAAAGUUCAGUACCAAAGUGACGAACGAUUGCGGGACGUUUACGAAAUAAUGGAAAACUGUCAAACUAGGGUUUCCAAAAUGGAACAUAUAUCUCAGCAGCAAUACGUGACGGUAGAAGGAAUAGACAACUCGAACGCACGAGCGGUCGUAGUGAAGCUGAUAAACGUCGUUUUGACCGUGCUCCAAGUAGUUCUGCUCUUGGUUGCAACGGCCGCCGGGAUAGUGAUGCCUUUCCUAAAAACACGGGUACGUGUUCUGUCUACCAUAGUUUGCAUCAUGUCAAUUGCGUUAAUCUUCAGGCAAUGGUCGGAUCUCAAACAGUUUUGGGUUUAUUCGAUCGGAUUUGUUAGGGGUUUUUUAAAAAUAUAAUAAAUCCAGCGUAAGUUCACUAUUUCAAUGUUUAAUACUUUUAGGGUCAGGAAGGUGAAAUUUUUCAUCGGAUAAUGUAGAAAUAAAAAUGCAAAGAACUAGGGAUAUGAGAUAAAAAAAAGCAGGGGAAAACUAUUUGAAUAUUAAAGUUACGUAGCUGAUCAUUGAU